AUGAGCAGCCAACGUAGCGAGCGCAACCGAUCACCGGCAACAUCUUGGUAUGAGCCGCGGAUGCUCUACCUCACAGCCUAUAACACACUUUUCGCAUCCCUGUGGGUAUCGGUUUUCAUCCGAGCAGUUCACCAGGCUCGCCAUGGCAAGAUCGCUCUCUUCGCUACAACUGAACCUCAGGCGCGAUGGAUCCAGACAGCGUCCUUGAUCGAGGUGCUGCAUGCUGCCUUCGGUAUUAUCAAGUCUCCAGUCAGCACAACGGCGCUACAAGUGGUCACGCGCGUCAUCCAGGUGUGGAUGGUGUGGUACAGCUUUCCCCAAACCACGGCGACUUCGCACGCUUACCUUGCGCUCCUGCUUGCUUGGUCGGUAGCUGAUACCAUUCGGUAUCUCUAUCUUGCGUUCAACAUGCACGGAAAAGCUCCAAGGGGGCUGUCCGAUGAUUCCGCCAUCUUCUAUUUUUGCUUGAUGCUCUAUGUCCCCGGCUCCUACGUCAUGUAUACAUACAUGAUUAAGCAAAGAAGGAAGACGCUCGGAGCUAUGCACAAGGCACAAUGA
Molecule: messenger RNA, 558 nt
Organism: Pyrenophora tritici-repentis Pt-1C-BFP
Lineage: Eukaryota; Fungi; Ascomycota; Dothideomycetes; Pleosporales; Pleosporaceae
Source: RefSeq, a predicted model, not a curated record